Molecule: messenger RNA, 6209 nt
Organism: Medicago truncatula (barrel medic)
Lineage: Eukaryota; Viridiplantae; Streptophyta; Magnoliopsida; Fabales; Fabaceae
Exons: 13
Coding region: 391-6066 (1891 amino acids)
Molecular function (GO): ADP binding
Source: RefSeq, a predicted model, not a curated record
AAAGGUCAUGCUAACCAGUGUCUCCGGAACUGAUUAAGCAUACCAAAAAAGGGAAUUAUUAUUGUAAAAGAAAACUAUUAUGACAUUUUAUAAAUUAAUUACACAAUUUUCAACGCAAUAAAUACUAUAUGAUUUACCAUUUUAGUAUCCUUAACCAGUGCCCCGGGGAAACGGUUAACAUUUUCCUUUCUAAAAUUGUUGGGAAGACUGUCUAGUUGUUGAACCAAAAUUAUAUUUCUACAGCAGAGUUGUUACCGUCAACACUACCUUAUUAUGAUCUUAAUGAUUCCAGCUACUGCAUAUUGGAGAAUGAUCUUGAACAUUUGCUGAAAGUGCUGGAAAUAAGGAGAGCCUUGCCGUUUCUGCAAGAUCCUCUACGUUAUUAGUUACAUGAUCCUAUCUUUUAACUGCGCACACAAUAUGAUGGCGAGUUUUCUGACCGAUUUGGCGAAGCCUUGUGUGGACAAAUUGAUAAAUGGGGCGAUCACAGAGUCAAGUUAUAUAUGUUGCUUCACGUGCAUUGCUAAGGAUUUUGAAGAAGAAAGAGCUAGAUUGGAAAUAGAAAAGACAACUGUUAUGCAACGUGUUGAUGUGGCAACCAGAAGAGGAGAGGAUGUUCAAGGUAAUGCUCUUUUUUGGGAAAAAGAAGCUGAUAAGCUCAUUCAAGAAGACACCAAAACAAAUCAAAGAUGUCUUUUUGGAUUUUGUCCCCGUAUCAUAUGGCAAUAUAGAAGGGGAAAGGAACUGACAAAUAAGAACGAGCAAAUCAGAAGAUUGAUUGAAACUGGAAAGGAACUUUCAAUUGGACUCCCUGCUCGUCUUCCAGAUGUAGAACGUUAUUCAUCCCAACACUAUAUUCCCUUUAAAAGCAGAGAAUCAAGAUACAAAGAGCUUUUGGAUUCAUUGAAAGAUGACAACAAUUAUGUAAUCGGGUUGAAAGGGAUGGGGGGCACAGGAAAAACUACAUUGGCAAAAGAAGUUGGUAAGGAACUUAAGCAAUCCAAAAAAUUUACUUACGUCAUUGAUACGACAAUGUCAUUAUCUUUUAAUAUCAGUAAGAUUCAAGAUGAUAUUGCUGGACCCUUGGGAUUGAAAUUUAAUGACUGUAGUGAAUCAGACCGACCGAAGAAACUAUGGAGUAGAUUAACCAAUGGUGAGAAGAUUCUUCUAAUACUGGAUGAUGUGUGGGGAGAUAUCAAUUUUGUUGAAAUAGGGAUUCCACAAAGUGGCGAUCACAAUGGCUGUAGAAUUCUUAUAACCACACGCAGUAUGUUGGUGUGUAACAAAUUAGAAUGCAGUAAAACAGUCCAACUAGAGCUCUUAUCUGAAGAAGAUGCGUGGACCAUGUUCAAAAGGCAUGCUGGUCUAAGCAAAAAUUCAACUAAAAUUUUUCUCGACAAGGGCCGUAAAAUUGCAAAUGAAUGCAAAAGGUUACCUAUUGCAAUUGCUGUCAUCGCCAGCAGUUUGAAGGGGAUACAACGUCCGGAAGAGUGGGAAUGGGCCUUAAAUUCCGUGCAGAAACAUAUGCCAAUGCACGAUGUUCAUGAUGAUGAUGAUCAUAUGGUUAAAAUUUAUGAAUGCUUGCAGUUUAGCUAUCAUAAUAUGAAGGAUGAGAAAGCUAAGAGACUAUUCCUCUUGUGUUCUGUUUUUCGAGAAGAUGAAGCAAUUCCUAUUGAAAGGUUGAUCAGAUUUGGCAUCGGAGUAGGCCUUUUGGGGGAAGUUUAUGGCAGCUACGAAAAUGCUCGAAGUCAAGUUGUUAUAUCCAAAAAUAAACUCCUAGAUUCUUGUUUAUUGUUGGAGGCCAAUCAAAACAGUGUGAAAAUGCAUGACUUGGUUCGUGAUGCAGCCCAAUGGAUAGCGAAGAAAGAGAUUCAAACAGUGAAGUUGUAUGAUAAAAAUCAAAAGGCAAUGGUUGAAAGGGAGAUGAAUAUUAGAUAUUUGUUAUGUGAAGGCAAGCUUAAGGAUUUGUUUUCCUUUAAGCUUGAUGGUUCCAAGGUUGAGAUUCUAAUUGUCAAUGUGCAUAAAGAUAAGGACUGUCACAAUGUGAAAAUCGAAGUCCCGAAUUCAUUUUUUGAGAAUAGUGCGGGCCUUCGAAUUUUUCAUUUAAUCUCUCCUCGUUUUUCUAAACUAUAUCUAUCAUUACCUCUAUCAAUUCAGUCAUUGAAGAAUAUUCGGUCUCUUCUUUUUACGCAUGUCUUUUUGGGUGACAUCUCUAUUUUGGGAAACCUGCAAAGCCUUGAGACUCUUGAUCUGGAUGAUUGUGAUAUUGAUGAAUUACCUCAUGGAAUCACAAAACUAGAUAAACUGAAAUUAUUGAACUUGACAAAUUGUAGAAUUUCAAGGAAUAAUCCUUUUGAAGUGAUUGAAGGAUGCUCAUCACUUGAAGACUUGUAUUUCAGAGGUAGUUUUAAUGGUUUUUGCAGAGAAAUAACUUUCCCUAAAUUGCAAAGGUUCUAUAUAGAUGAUCAAUUUUGCAGUUCAGUGGAUGAAUUAUCAUCAAAGUGUGUGUUUCUUAAAGUUAGAAUUGACAUUUUCCUAUCUGAAACAACACUCAAGUACUGUAUGCAAGAAGCAGAGGUGCUUAAACUAAGAAGAAUCGAGGGGGGAUGGAGAAAUAUCAUACCUGAUAUUGUUCCGUUGAAUCAAGGUAUGAAUGAUUUAGUUGAGCUUCAAUUACAAUUUAUUUCACAACUGCGGUGCCUCAUUGACACUAAGCAUAUUGCUUCUCAAGUACCAAAUGUCUUCUCCAUGUUGGUUGUACUAGAUCUUUGGAGGCUAGAAAAUUUGAAAGAAUUGUUCAAUGGCCCUCUUUCUUUUGACUCUCUAAACAGUUUAGAGAAGUUGUCCAUCAAGGAUUGCAAACAUUUGCAAAGCUUAUUUAAGUGCAACCUAAACCUAUUCAAUCUAAAGAGUGUGUCGCUGGAAAAAUGCCCGAUGUUGAUGUCCUUAUUUCAUCUGUCAACUGCUGUUAGCCUAGUGUUGUUGGAGAGAUUGGAAAUAGAGGACUGUGGAUGUCUUGAAUACAUAAUAGAUGAAAGAAAAGGGGAGGAAUCAAGAGGUGAAAUAGUUGAUGAUAAUGACAACACAAGUCAUGGCGCAAUGCUUCAGAAUCUGAAAGUUCUUAAUAUUAAGAAUUGUCCAAGGAUUGAAUUAAUACUUGCAUUUCACUCUGCUCAUGAUCUACCAGCAUUAGAAUCCAUCACAAUAGAACAUUGUGAUAAGGUGAAAUACAUAUUUGACCAAGAUCUCAAACUUGGUUCCCUCAAACAAUUCAAGCUUCAUGGCAUACCGAAUUUGAUCGACAUUUUCCCUGAAUGUAAUCGUACCAUGUCUUUCGCCAUUAAGGAAGCAUCUUCCAUAUCUGGAUAUGCUUCCCAGCCACAAGAAAAAUCAGACCCUAUCAAAUGCAAUAUCUUUUCAUGGACUAAUGUAUAUUGUUGGGGUAAAAAAAAUGGGCACAAAUUGAGGAGUACCACAAGUAAUCAAUUUCAAGUUCCGGACAACUUAAUGGAAUCAAAUUCAUAUCCCCUUAACAUAUGGGAACGUGCUCAAUGUCUUUCAAGACCAGCACUCUUGUGCAAUGUUGAAGAGAUUACAUUGAAGAAUGUUUCAAAGAUGAAAUCGGUAUUUAUCCUAUCUACAAAAUCAAGAAUGUUGUUGAAAACUUUGAAAGUUCUGAACUGUGAUGAAUUGAGGUACAUUAUAAUAAUAGACACUAGAGAUCAUCAUGAAAGCACUAGUGGCAACAACUGGGGCACUGUCUUCCCAAAAUUAACACAUGUUGAAGUUGAAGAUUGUGAGCAAUUGGAAUACAUAAUUGUACAUGAUGAUCAUCUUCAUUUUCAACUUCCAGAAUUGGAAUGGCUUUCUCUUUGGAAUCUGCCAAGUUUAGUUGGCAUGUGUCCUAAACAAUAUUACACAACAGCUCCAACUUUGAAAGGGUUUCAACUCCAUAAAUGCACGCAGUUUAAUAUAAAAUCUAUUGGUGAUUGCAUAACUCAUCAUUCAUUAACAAGAUCUCUGAACAAUACAAUCAUCAAGGAAUUGAGUGGGGAUGUGGAACAUUUUCGUGCUUUGGAAACACUCAAUGUAAACAAAAACUCUAAAGUAGAAAGUAUAUUUUGUCUCAAUGAAAGAAAUGAACAGCAAAUGAACUUAGCUUUGGAAGAAAUUAUUUUGGGUGUUCUGCCUAUGAUGACAUACCUUUUUGUGGGUCCCAAAAAUUCGUUUUCCCUCCAAAACCUUACUGAUUUAACAGUCAAGCGAUGUGAAAAAUUGAUAAUUGUUUUCUCUAAUUCUAUAAUAAGGUGUCUACCACAAUUGCGUCAUAUGAGAAUUGAAGAAUGCAAAGAGUUGACACAUAUUUUUGAAGAUGAUUUGGAGAAUAAAAAAUCCUCAAAUUUUAUGUCUACAACAAAGACAUGCUUCCCAAAGCUAAGAACACUUGCUGUGCAAAAGUGCAACAAGUUGUUAUAUGUCUUUCCAAUCUCCAUAUGUAAAGAGCUUCCUGAGCUAGAGGGUCUAAUGAUAAGAGAAGCAUAUGAGCUAGAGGAAAUAUUUGGAAGUGAAGGUGAUGAGAAAGUCAAUAUUCCGAAACUGAAAGUUGUGGCAUUUGUCAACCUACCAAGCCUUUGUCAAGCUCAAGGAAUUCAAUUUCAAGCUGUAAAACAUCGUUUCAUACGGAAUUGUCAAAAACUCUCUCUGGCUUCAGCAACAACAGCAGACCUCAAAAAUGAUAUUCGUGGUUUAUUAUCUUUCCACGGUUUUGAAUUGCACAAUGAUUUGACGAAGCUAUUCGACCAAUUACAUGAUGAGCCUGAAGGCCACGAUAAGAGUUCAGAAAUCACUUUCGUUCAAACAGCAUCAAGACACAAGUUGACUUCUUCACAGAAAGAAAUGGAACAAACAAUAGAGACAGAGCAUGAAUUUGUUGAAAAUGUUCCUCGACGAGAAAUGCCAUCAGUAGCAGUAAUACAAAAAAUUUCUGAUCAGUUGGCGAAACUGGUGCAACAACAUGAACUUGGAGAAACUGAUGCUACCGUCAAACCUUCUCAGGAAAAUAAUGUGGAGGGUUCAACUUUGUCCGCCACUUCAGAAACAACGAAUGAGCUACCUAUACAAUUAGUUGCUCUUAAACGAAAGGCACUUCAGAAACAUCUCAUUUUGCUUGGUAACGAAAUAAGUGUUGAAGAAGGAACCACAUCAGCUAAUGCCAAGAGAAUAACUUCAGCAGCUCAUUCAAAAUCAGUCAAUUCAUCAUUAAGUCAAUUAGCUACUUCUAAGCAUAAAACGACUUCACAGGAAGACGGUGAUGUCCAAAUAGCCAUAGCUUCUCCUCCAAUAGCCACUCAAGAUGUUGAUGUUGAAAUCUGGCAGGAAACUAGAAAGACUAAUGAUGACCAAGUUUCUCUAAAUGAUGAUGAUGUUGUGAAAGUAAGCUCAAAUAUUGAGGAUCAAUUUCCUAAAAAUGAUGAAAUAUUAGUUUCCAAAUCAAUACCAUCUUGUAUUGCAUCCCAGUAUCCUUCAAAGCCUACUGGAGAGGACCCUUCUCAAAAAGAAGAUUUCAGUUCUUCUUUGUUUGUCAAGAGGGAGCUUGAUCAACUAGUCUCCAAGAAGCAUUUCGAUUAUGAGAACUUGUCUUUUUUGACUGAUUUCUUUGUUAAGCAUCCUUCAAUUCUUUUAAAGGACACUUCAUUGAGUAACAGAUACAAGGGUUAUGCCUACAAUUGCCUAGCUGAGCUAUUGAAAUUCCUUCAAACUCGUAGUGUGUUGGAUGUGUUAGGUUCAAGCAACUCUGAAUUUGUCGAGUUAUUACAAGAUGUGCGCAGAUUUCCUUUUGAUAAGAAAUGGUUGGAUGGUGUUGAAAAGCGCGCUUUGUUUCCUGGUUUACAAGUCUCUCAAGAUGCAUUGCAAAAAUUGUUGGACUCAAAACAUAUUUUGACACAACAUGUGAUGGAUCUUAAGCAUCAAUUGGAUUCCUCUGAAGCUGUUUUGCAGAACAUCACUCAACAGGAGGCACAAAUUUUACAAACUCGAGCUGCUUUAAGUGAUCCUAUUGGCUAUUAGACUAUUUUAUUCCUUUCAUUCGCUCAAGCUGUUCUCUGCUUUAAUUCGUCCAUGAAUAUUAUGUAUUUCUUGGGUGGUUUUCAGUUUCUCAUCUCAAAUGAAUUAAUCAGCCUUACUGAAUUCCUGAUUUUUUAAAAUUCUUA